Messenger RNA from Cherax quadricarinatus, 3464 nucleotides. The record is from RefSeq and is a predicted model, not a curated record. Lineage: Eukaryota; Metazoa; Arthropoda; Malacostraca; Decapoda; Parastacidae.
AUUUUACACACGUGCAUGUUUUUGCAGAUGCAGAGCACAUCCCUCAUAAACCAAACUAAGGAUACUAACUUCAGCUUUCUAAAUAAUGAGUUAUCAAAGACCAUCAGUGAUGUUCUUGCUCAGGUAAAGGUACGUUUCAGUCUCCGCUUUGCCAUGGAUCCAAAUUCAGUCUUGAACCAAACAGUGAAAGUGCUUUCUGAAGAAAAAUCUUUCAACUCUGUCUGUGACAAAAUAAAAAUGCUUGGGAGAGCUGUUCUUGACCUCCUUCCAGAAAGCAAGGAGUUACCAACUGUUGAAGAGAAAUUCUGGAAGGAAGUGCCAUAUCUAAAUAGGUAUCAGGCAAUAAUUCCCCUACAGAUUAAGUUAAAAUGCUUGAGGAAUGAGUGUAGCUUAGAAUAUCAAGACCAUCCCACUGAAACUUAUGACAAGGUCUUCUCUUGUUUUACAGAGUGGAAGAAGGCUUAUUCAGAAGCACAGGUGGAAUUAAACAGUGCAGUUGAGAUGGUGGCUAAAUUGUUUUCAAGCUUUGCUACACACCUAAAAGGCAUUAUCAAAGGACGAAAUAUGCAGUGCUUUUCCCCGAGUGAAGAAUAUUGCUCUCUAAGUACUGCCCUUGGAAAAGAAAUGGAACUUGCCAUUAAAGGUCGAGAUUUUACAAAAUGCAUGGCAGCAGCAGUAGAUGCCAAAAUAAGAGGGCGCAUCAGUGAACUGAAGUACAUCUUUCUGCUAAUGGAAAAUGUAAGUGCAAAAUGCAGUGUGAGAAGCUCUAAUUCAAUGGAAGAGAGAAGUGUACAAGAUGUCUCUCUCUUCAAGUUUGUCAAGGGCUUCAAAAAGGAAAUCCCUCAGCAAACAUUUGCAGCUAUAAUUAAUGAUAUUGUCCAAGAUUUAGUUUGCUUUCAUCAGAAAGGUAAAGCAUAUAAACAUCUCCAUCCAGAAAACAUUCUCUUGGUUGAUGGUGUAGCCAAAUUAUGUUCUCAAGAAAAGAUUGUAGAAAGUUCACUUAAAGAAAGUUGGUCUUUCAAGUGUCCACAGUCACCUGGUCAGAAAGAGGCCAUUGACACUUUUGCUGAUGAUGUGUACAGCCUUGGAAUUAUGAUUUUAUGGUUAUCUUGCCUUGGUGUGGGUAAUUUAGAAGCUGCUAAGAAAGCUGCAAUCAACAGCAUUCCAUCUAUUAAACAUCUUAUUGCUGAAGAACCUAGUGAGCGACCCACAAUGCAAGAACUCCUCCUGCAACAAUGGCUCUUACCUGAGGCCUUGCAUACUAAUCAGCAACUUGCUUUAUGUCCAGAGGGAGUCUUGACAAUGAUUAAUGAGAAUGAACUUGAUGUUAAAAGUGAGGCAGUUACACAUAUGGUAAUCGAGGAAAGUAAUAUGGAAUGUACAGAUUCUAAAAGUUGUGUUGCCUUGAAGCCAGAACUAGCUAAAUUUGAUGAAAACAUUUUGUCACAAACAGAGAAUGUAGAUUAUAAAGAUCUGGUUUCUACUGUACCAAAUUGUCCAUCACUAGAGGGUAUUAACAUGAAAAGUGCAAGACAGAAUGGAAAAUAAAAAAUUAAUAGAAUUUCAUGAUCAAUAUAUAGAAGCAUAUGAUGAGAGAGAGAAUAACAAAAUACAUUUCCUUGAACAUAUAGCUCCACAUGUGGAGAAUAUCAAGAAUCCAGUGGAAUCUCUCUCACAGGUUGUGUUAGAGGAUAAUAAUCAGGAUCAUUCAAAAAAAUGCAUGACUCAAUGAAAAAAUGGCCUCUUCAAUGAUUGCAGAGUAAGGAUUAUAUUAAAUGUCAAGUUAUUUUGUUAAAGUUGUAUUGGAGUAUUAGAAUGAAAAAUUGAUUUUGGAAUACAGAUGUUGAAGGAGAGCCAACAUAUUAAAAAAAAAAAUAAAGGUAGAUCUUAAUAUUUUGUUUAGCUUCAAAAGCAGUAGGAUAUUAUUUUCAUCAGGAUUACUUUCAAAGUGAUUUCCAGACAGUUUCCCCUUACAAUGGAAGAAUUUUGUUUUAAGACUUUUUUACCUUAGUACUCAGGGGUUAAGUAUCAGCUUCUGGUCACUUGCCAGAUUCACUGUCUCAGAGCCUUGUGAGACCUGUUGAACCUAUUUUAAGGACUGUGACAGUCUGUCUCCAUCACCUCUAUGUCGAUAUUAUUUCCACUGCCUGAGCACCAUGUGAAUGGUGAAAUACUUUCUGACAUCCCUGCAACUCAUCUGGGUCUUUUAACUUCCAGUUGUACCUGUUUCCCUCUCAAACGGCCUGUUCCUGUCCAUCCUAUCAAUUCCUCUUGAGUAGUAUUCUGUAUAUGAUCAUGUAAGCUCUGGUCUUGUCCUCCAGGGUCAUUAGAUUCAAUUCCUUAAGCCCCUCUUGUAGUUCAUAACCCCUAUCUCGGGAACUAGUCUCAUUGCAUAAUUCUACACUUUCACCAGUUUCUUAACAUGCUUCCUUAGGUAUGGGUUCCUUACUGAUACUGCAUCUUAAGAUAGGCCUGACAUAUAUUAUGUAAAAUGCCUGAAAUAACUACAGAGAUUCCCAAAGGCCACUCAAAUUUGCUAGGCAAGUAUUGGCUGCAGAAGUCAUUUAGUUAAUGUGAGCCUCUAGUGAUGUGAUAGCACUGCAUAUUCCCAGGUCCUUUUGAAUGAGGUAUGUCACUCAUAAACCAGAAACAGCACUGAUCCUUAUGGCACACUGCUUAUUCAUCCCCAUUCUGACAUCUUUGAUAAUCAUCCUUUCCCUAAGGUAGUACGUGAUCCACCAGAAUACAUUCCAUUAUUCCUGCCUGUUUCUCAAGUUCUCUUCCUAGUUUCAUAGGGUACAGUGUUAAAUGCCAUCUUGCAGUCUAACAAAAUGCAGUCCACCCAGCCUUUCCUAUCUCACUUGUUACUUCGUCAUACAAUUGCAAAAGGUUGGCAAGACAAAACUUUUCCUCUCUGAGCCCAUAUUAGUUGUUUUUUUUAUGUAACCACUUCUCUCCAAGUGCUCUACCACUCUCCUAGCCCUUGUGGUUUAGCACUUCUUUUUGAUUAUAAUAAUUACCACUCUCCUGACUGUCUUCUCCAUUUGGAUUUAGCACUUGAUUAUAUCAUUUUCUAUUACCUUGCAAGGCCUGAUCACGGACUGGGCUGCUGGAACAUUGACCCCCAGAAAAACCUCCAGGUAGAUGGUAUAAAUGUUAGUGAAACUGGCCAGUGGUUCAAUGCUUCAUGCUUAUGUCCUUUCCUAAAUAGUAUAUGUACUACAUUUGCUGUCUUCUAGAUCUCUCGCAAACUGUCCUGUUCAUUGAUUUGUUGUGGAUCAUAGUUAGCGGUUUGGACAAUGCUUCUGCUUCCUCUUGCAGAAUCCAUGGUGAUACCCUGUGAGAUCCCACUGCCUUUGAUUUAUCCAUCUCCAUCAUUCCCCCCCACCCCUCUUUUUUUUCUUCUUCUCACUUCCUCUCACUUCCUCUGUUGUGUGAAUGGUCCAGUACCUACUAAGGUACUU